Zeugodacus cucurbitae (melon fly) is the source of this 6231-nucleotide messenger RNA. RefSeq names its product general transcription factor 3C polypeptide 1. NCBI's taxonomy places the organism in Eukaryota, Metazoa, Arthropoda, Insecta, Diptera, Tephritidae. Gene Ontology annotation, biological process: transcription initiation at RNA polymerase III promoter; 5S class rRNA transcription by RNA polymerase III. The transcript has 13 exons. Bases 210 to 6095 code for a protein of 1961 amino acids. Gene Ontology annotation, cellular component: transcription factor TFIIIC complex. The record is from RefSeq and is a predicted model, not a curated record. Gene Ontology annotation, molecular function: DNA binding.
UAAUGUUUCUUAUAAACAAAACAAUUGCAUAGUGAAGAGAAUCUAGCAUUUUCAGAAACUACAAAAACCAAAACAAGCUAUAAUUAAUUGUUUACCAAAAUAUACAAUGCUAGCUAUUGUAUAUUUCUAAACGCUGAGUUCUCCAAGUCGGUUUUUAUCUAGUGUGUGUGGAGAAAAUCUAAUCACAGUUUCAUAAAAGUCAAAAAAAUAUGGCUCGUCCCAUUCGACGUUGUCCGAUUUCCCGUGCGAUAUUAGAAGAAAUCGCUUUGGAAGGUUUAGAAGGCAUAUCAUUACCAUCACUAUGGGCAUACUUAAGUAUUGAUCUGGAAGUAGAACUGCCUUUGACUUCGGAUGUGACAAAUCGCGUGUGGAAUUUCAUAAAACAAAACACACAUCAGUUAGAUUUUUAUGAAUUACCAACGGAGAGACCAACAGUGCAAUGCGAGAGUCGCUUUUCACAUUUAGAUCCGGAUUUCGGUGUACCUAUUAUGCCGGAUCCCAGUAAGUUUAUGCGUUACAAAUAUGUGCCAAUUGAAGAUGGUGAAAUACGUGGUUCGUGUGAAUUCUACAAGGAGCGCAAGAAAAUAGAACCUGCUGAAGUGAACGAAUUAAGCGCCGAAGCUGUAUUGGAAAAGUGGGAUAGACGCUUUGUAAUAGUGGCCUCACAAGAAUUGCGCUUUUGUGUGCUUACACCACGAAAUAAGCCCAUACCGCGUGACUUAACACUCGUGCAAUACUGUUUUUGGGAAGCUGUUGGACGCGCACGUUAUAAUGGAGAGACAACUUCCGGACCUUAUUCGCUAUACCAGUUUUGCAAGGACUCAUCUGUCAUCUUUUAUAACAAACAAAAACUGGUUAAUUUUGGUUUGAUAACCCAGCAACCAUUUCAUGAAUUUCGUGAGGAUCGUCUCGUUUUCACCUCUUUACUAAAUUUACCACAGUACGUGCCGGACAUACCACGAAAUAUUGUUAAUCUGAUUGAGAAAAUUUAUGAGUUGGUAAAAAAAUCGGAACAACAAAACUUACCGUUAACCGAAUUGCGCGCCACUGUACCAGUGUUUCAACGUAAAUCCACAUUUCGACGUCUUGUACUGACUACCUUCUUUCGGCGUAUCUUUGAGGUGAAAAAAGUGCUGACCGGCAAGAAAAGCGGUAAAGGAAAAGAUCUUAGUGUUCUAGCGAUUACCCUGCGCAGCCCAGAAACACCCUUAGAAGCGCUGGUAGAAGAAGUUACUGAGGAUGAAAAGGAGACGGGAAUUAGUUUUAAAGACGCUUUCACCGAUAACAAGCAUUCUUUUGUUGAUAUGCCGCUGAAGGAUGAAUUCUAUCGCGCCGUUGUGCGUCAUGGCACGCGGGGUUGCAGUCACACAGAGCUCUCCAAUUAUCUCAGUGAGUCGCACUGUAUAGUGCGGCAGAUGGUCAAAGCUAUGCAACGUGACGGCCUCAUAGUACCGCAUAUCGUCGAUGAGGGCCGACAACGUAUACAUAAAUUUGUAGCCUUGGAGGUAAUUAAUGCUGAGAAAUUGUCGAAAGAAAAGGGCGCUGAAAAACCUGUGGAAAUGAUCAAAUUCCACACUUUGGCGCCUAAACCACAGUUGGAAGAAACCUUCGCUGUCGACUGUCCACAAGUCAAAGCCACCGUGGAGGAGUAUGUACAUAAAGACAAGCCAUUCCGCGUAACACUCACCAGCCGUCAACAGUCCCGUCGCGAUUUUAUCAUUCAACAGUUAAACGAGCAUGCGCUUAUGCAGACCGUUGUUUUACGUACGAAAUUACAGGAGGUGGAACGGCUGCGUGGUUUCAAAGAUGAAAUUUGCUUCAAGUCGUUGCGGCGCAUGUUCAUGGAAAUGAAGAAGACCGAUAAUUUAAAGGCUUACGAGAUACGUCUGAAAUAUCAAGAGCACGUUCGUAAUUACCAUUACGUCGCGCAUCCAGAAAUCGAUAAAGAUCACAUGCUGGUAGAUAGGGAAGUGAAGCGUUUAAAAAAUAUGCUCUUAAUGACCCGACAGCGUGAGGAGCAAAAGAAACAGAAUAAACUGCGUAUGUUGCGACAGAGCGCGGCAAAACUUUCGCGUAAGGUGUCCAAAGCAAGCGACAAUAAGUCCACCGCGCCGCACACCUCAGCCGAGCAACUGCCGAAACCGCCGAAAUUUCUUAUAUCCCGUUAUAUGCACGAAUUUCUUUUCUAUAUCGUGGUUGAGCUGAACGAAAACAAGCAGAUGCUAGAAAUCGACGAGCCUUUGCUGCGCACCUGGAAAGAACGCGAGCCAGCGUUGCAGGUAAACGAGUUUCUGGAAAGUUUACACGCUGGCGUAGAGGUGCAGCAUAGUUAUUUGUCAGAGCUUAACUGGCGCACCUUCAUACCGCCGCUGCCGAAGUAUGCCGACAAGCCGGCUGGUUGGGUGAACUUUCUGGACGCCAUUGACCGCAUGCCACUGUCCAUAUUCAAUAAAAUAUUUCGCUUCCAACCAAGCGGUGGCAAUGUGCUCGAUGAUUAUCUAACACAUCCCAUACGCCAGCACUAUCUCAUACGCCAAUUGCCGUUGGAGUUGCAAAAUCAAAUAAAUCGCAUGUACUUGCAACGCAUCUGCACUAUGGUGCUGAAGCUCUUGAAUCACAUGGGUUUAAUACAGGUGGGGGAGAGCGUAAAUUUCAAAGACACAAUGAUGAUUUGGGUAUAUCUCAAUCGGCGUACGCAAAUACUCGAUACAACACCCUCGGAGGCGAGUUACGCCAAAGUCAAUACGGAGCGCAAAUACGAAGAGCUGAAUUUCCAUUUCGCCACAUUCGAGGAUAUCAUCAUGUACUGGACGCAUGUGCAUCGCAUUUGUGUUUACACCAAACUCGGCUUGCUAAGCGCCAAGCAUAAUGAGAAGUCCGAAUCUCGUAAGGAAUUGACAUUUCUACCCGCCGUAAGCUUCGAUGAUGCACCGCAUUACGAUAACGGUGAAGUGCCCGGCGAUCGCGCUGGUGCGGCCGGUUUCGCGGCGCAUCUCUUUGCGCAUGCGCUGCGCAGCUGGUCGUGGGUGCUGCGCACCAGCGUGAAACCGGUGCAAACACGCACGGGCCGCAUACCGUUAUUGCGCAACACGAGUAGCAAACACUUGCGUCUCAUGGGUUUGCGCAAGACACGCUUGCAUGGCGCGCAUGUGAAGCGUCUGCCGCAUGCGGUGGCAAUAAAACGUAGCGCCAAAAAGAAAUCGGCUUCCAUGCGCGACGCCGUCGAUCGCGAUGCGCUGAAGAACAUGCGCACACUGCGCGCCAGCUGGGACAAGGACGAGGAUGAUUUGCUGAAGUUAGCACGCGCUGUCUACAUCUACAUCGCCGCGCCGGUGCCGGUGCUGGGACUCAUGGUGGUCGGCAAGAUUUGUCGUGACGUCAUCCGACACAACCUAGGCAUACGCAACAAGACGACGCAGGCGUGUCAUCGCCGCAUGCAGUAUAUCGUGAAGAAAGGCCGGCAUAUACCAGAGGUCCCCACUUGGGUGCACACGCUGCAAACCAAUGUUGAAAUUCAGCGCCGUUAUGGCGACAAUUUUCUGCAAGAACUGAAAACUGUCUACCCGGAGCGUGAAGAGUACUGCGACGCUUUGGCGGUGCAUUUCAUACAACUUUUGCAUUUCCUGCAUGAGUUGGUGCACAAUUUUAAGGGCAAGGAGUCGAUUACCGCUACGCGUCCACGUUUCACGAUACCCGACAGCCUCGAAGAGUUCGAGCGUCUGUAUGUGAAACGGCUGGCGGCCACGGAAGAGAAGCUUAUGAAAUACAAUGACCCUAGCAAUGAACAGGAUGCGCUCACAACGCUCGCCAUUAAUGUGCUGCACAGUUCGCUGUGUUCGGCGCUCGACAAGACCACCUAUACGGCACAAGCAUUUGAGAUUUUCAAGAAAUUCUCCGAGGAAAUACUGCAACGUGCCUUUAAUAUAGCGCGCAAUGGCGCCUUGAUCGUGGCGAAUAAACGCAAGAACAUCGAAAUGUUGCCCAGCCAACUGACGAGCCCGGCUUACUCGCUGUCGGUGCAUUACCAGCGGCGCUUAUUUUAUCUGCGCAUACCGUAUUUCGUUUACGACUCGCUCUUUGGUUUCUUUGAGAGCGCUUUGGGUAUUCUGUUGAAGCCCAAAGAGGAGUUUAUGGAGCAGCCAACCACAAGUAAGGCGCCGCCAGUAAACAACAUUGUAGAGCUGCGUUCGCCUAAUGCCGGACAGCUGUUCUUCAUAACCGAGGGUUUGGCGCGCAACUUUUGGAAAUGUAACAUCAAAUUGCCCAGCAAUAUAUUGACUGUUGAUGCCGAGCAAAGACAGACGUUGUCUUCAAUGGAUCGCAUACUCGAUCACUAUCAUUGCAUUUUCGAUAAUGCGCCCGAAACAGAAUACACGAAGAACUUCGAAAGUGAAGCCAGCGAGAAGCAGGUCCGCGUUAAGUUCCAACCCGCCAAUUUGAGCUAUAAAAUCACCUACAGCCCCUACGACUUCAUAUCGAAAUUGCCCACGCGGCAUCUACACUUCUUCUGCGCACUCGAUCACCUCAAUCAGGAGGUGGAGAUAAAUUUCAGUCGCAUAAUGCAUAAGGACGACGAACACGACACACUGAGCAUUGAGUGCCCCUUCAACUGUGUGCUCAAGCAUGCCAACUACAUCAAUGCCAUCGAGCGGAUAGUGCAGGAGAAGCGCAACAUUUUGCGCGAGUUGACAGAGAUGCCGCCACAGAAAUUGCUGAAUUUGGCAUUGAGUGGCUGCUCCGUUACUGUGGAGUCUUCGAAUUUGCUGACGCUUGUGCGCAUGCUGGAGUCGUUUUGGCGCGAAAAAGAGACCGCUUAUGAGCGCAAGGAUCUCGGCCGCGUGUCGGCGAAUGUGAAGGUGAACAAGACAAUUGAUUGGCAUCAGUUAUGCUGCGAAAUACUGCAGUUCAAUGUGGCCGAGGAGGACAAUGACAAAAACGACGAGUAUGAGCCCACGCUCAACAAGGAGGAGCGGCUUGCGCGUGCGCAGGAUGUCUUCGUAGUGAAUCUGCCCACAUUGCAGUUGGAGGCCAACACAACUUUGCGCAACACAACUGAAGACAACGAGCUGCACAAUGACAUAUGCGUUUCCAAGCUUUUGUUGGAGACUGAGCUGGAUCGUGAGCAUAUGUUGAGGAAAAUAGUGGACGAAUCGCAUUGGAAGUACACCGACAACACCUUCGACGCGCUUAAACCGAAAUUGAGUAAGCUCGGCUUUAAUGCUAUGGAGCAACAGCAUGUUGAAGACCUGCUGCGAUUUAUUGAAGCGCGUAAGCUCGGCGUGCCCGUCACAGAAUUGCUGCGUGAAUUCCCCUACGCACAAUUUCUUUCGCGCGCUUUGCGUCUACUCUCCGAACAUUAUCUCGUCAAACGUGUUGGUGUUGCCACGCUCAUGUAUGUGCAUAAAACCCACAUACGUCCAUGGGUCGUGCACACCUUCCAUCUCAAAAGGCUGGAGCGUGAAAAGUUGGGACCCGAUGGCACGGUGAGUCUGAAACGCGGCGCAAGCGUUGCUGAACCCAGUACAAGCGGUAGUACGGAAGUAGCGGACAGCGAUGAGGCUGAUGAAGCUAGUGCCAGCAAAAAAGCGAAAUUGGCUGAAGAUGUCAAGGUCGAAGAUCAGCGAGUAAGUAAGCGCGUGCCGAAGCCAGUGAAACGGUUUGAAAGCGCAAGUAAAGAAGGAAAGAACAAGGAAAAGGAUAGCAAGAGCGACAUCAUUGUGAUGAAGCCACAUCCUUGGAUACGUCUGAAUGGCACUAUUAACCGACGUGUAUUGGAUCGUUGGUUGGGCUCUAUACUCACCGAAUGCAUUAGUCGUUCGGGUUGCAUGAUUUUAGAUAUUUGCGCGAAGUUUCCACAUUUGCCACCAGUGGAGAUAAUGUUUCUACUCGAAAUAUUGGUUGAAUUGAAAUGCAUACAUUUGACCGAAAUGAAGCCAGCUCCUGUAAGCCUAUUCUCAGCUUAUGAGGACGUAGAAGAGCGUAUUGUAACGGAGUUCUAUGAACCAGAGCACACUUAUGUGACGGCGCAUGCGGACGCCAUGACACGCAUGUCCAUUUUCAUUGGCAAGAAAAAAUACAGCACACAAUUUUUUUAAACAUUUUCGCUAGUUAGUUGUUAAUACCCGUUUAUUUUAGUUUUUUUUUUAACACUAGAACAAAAUAAAUUAAGCUGGCUUUACCGCCAAGUCUUUACAUUACAACCACAAUGUAGAAAUUAUUAUAUUUUUUUUU